ACUAUUUCGCUUUUCUCUUCGUCGAUCUUCUACCUCCUUUUUCUCAUCUCCUUCUCUUUUUCUGUUGCCAUCGUGUUGGCUCGUGUCGAUUCCCCCUUCGCACGUGCGAUUCAGGCUGUGUUUCGCCGACCCAUUUCUGUUUCGCCGGUUUCGUUUUCCGAUCAUUUCGCCGUCGGGAUUUGUCUUUCUUACCAUUGGAUUUCUCGAAGCUCCGAUCUCCAGUGUCUUCUGCUUUCGAAUUCGCAUUUUCCCCAGAAAUGCAAUGAAAGCAGUGCAUUUGAAGUGACAACUAAAGGAGGGAAAAAGGAAGGAAGCAUGAGAGUAGUCGAUUUUGUGAUUGUAAAGCCGGAGUGUUGAAUAAGUUAUGCUGCUUGUGCUGGUUGUGAUAGUUACUGAGACGAGACAAAAGGGAAGUAGGAAUAAGGAUAGAAAUGAAUGUUCAGGCGCAUAUGAGUGGACAUAUAUCAAGACAGGUAGCUAACCAAGGGGGAUUACCUCAACAAAAUGGGAACCUUCUUCAGCCUGCCCAGAUGCAGAAUUCAGGUGUUGCUGGAGGUGUGACUGCUGCUGGAGUUGUCGGUGCUGGAGGUCCUCCGCAUAAUAUGUUAAAUAUGGACCCUGACCUACUCAGGACACGCGAAUAUAUGCGAGGAAAGAUCAUUGAUGUCUUAAAAUUGCGGAACCAGCAUCCUAUGACUGAGGCAUCAAUGAUAAAGUAUCGGGAUUUUGCAAGACGAUUGGAAGAAGGUCUAUUUAAGAUUGCUCAUACAAAGGAGGACUAUACAAAUUUGAGUACUCUAGAGCACCGUUUACAUAUUCUAUUAAGGGGGAGCCGAAAUAUGCACAACCAAAGACAUCCACAGCUUGUUAAUUCGGCAUCAGCACCAGCUAGUACUAUGAUUCCUACCCCCGGUAUAUCACACAGUGGCGAUCCUAGCAUUGUGGUUUCAUCUUCUAUAGAUAAAUCUACGAGUGCUACCAAUGCAAGCAUAGCUCCUACAAAUAUCAAUACAGGGGGCUUGUUGCCUACUAGUGGCAUGCUUAGUGCUUCCUUCACUGGAUCUGAAGGAAAUAUAUCUAAUAGGCAUCAACAGUCACCUGCCAAUUUUCCUCUUGCUUCUGGUGGAAUGUCAUCAAUUGGUGUGCAAAGAAUGACGAGCCAAAUGAUUCCCACUCCUGGAUUUAAUAGUUUUAACAAUAGCAGUAGCAGUAAUAAUCACUCUUCCAAUAAUGUUGGACUUUCAACAGUUGAAUCAACAAUGGUAUCGCAACCACAGCACCAAAAGCCACAUGGUGGUCAAAACAGUCGUAUUUUGCACACCCUUGGAAGCCAAAUGGGUAGUGACAUCAGGUCAGGCUUGCAUCAGAAAGCUUUUGGAUUACUUAAUGGGUCCCUAGAUGGUGCAUUGGGUAUGGUGAGCAAUAAUAUGAAUAUUGUUAGUGAACCUGGGGCAUCUGUGGGAUAUCAGACUACCGCACCUUUGCAACAAAAAAUUGAUCAGCAUCAGCUUCCCGUAAUGCAAGCUGAUAGAUAUUGGCUGACCAAUGCUGAUUCUUUUGGGUCUGGAAACUUGUACGGUGCUGCAACAUCUGUUGGAUCAGUGACACACACUCAGAAUUUGAGUCCUGUUAAUUUACAGUCUAUAUCCAGAACGAACUCUUCUUUAACAAGUAGUCAAUCAAAUUUACAUGCCGUGCAAUCUGCUGGCCUUAUGAAGCUCCAGUCCGUGGAUCAGUUUGAAAAGAUGAAUUUGCAACCUGCUUUAACUUCAAGAGAUGAUAUUCUUCAAGUUAAUCAACAGCAACGAUACCAGCACCAGUCUCUUCAGUUCCAACAACAGCAACGCCAACAGAAGCAGCAAAAUCAGCAGCACCAAAAUCUGCUGGGAAAUAGUGGUUAUAGUCAGUCUCCAUUGGCCUCUGAUAUAGGUAAUCAAGUAAAGUGUGAACCUGGACUACAACACUAUGGUGAGGUACUAUGUCAACAAGCCCCUGAACAAUUUCAGCGCCAUGAGUUUCAGAAUCAGUUUCUGCAGAACAAUGGUGCAGAGCUCCCUAGGCAGCAGGGUAUGUUCUCAUCACUGGCACAAAAUUCCCAACAAAUGCAACAGAUGUUGCAGGAAGACCAAUUGAUUCCAGAGCCUCGAAAUGAUUAUAAACUUUCAGUUGGUGCACAGUUGGAAUCAUCCGUGCAUAGCCAGUGGCACCCUCACUCGCAAGAUUGGGCUCAAAUUCCAGGGAACCUAUCACAUGAGCAGCCUUUCCAAGAAGAUUUCUGCCAGAGGACAUCUGGGCAGGAUGAAGCUCAGUGUCACAAUUUAUCUGCAGAUGGAUCCACCAUCAGUCCAAUGGUUGUUGCUAGAAGCUCAUCAGACCCUUUAAAUUCUAGGGGCAGCAUCUCCAAAUCUGAAAAUGGGAGCCAUGGUCAGCAGUUUAGAAAUCAAGUGAAGUGGCUUUUGUUUCUACGCCAUGCUCGUAGUUGUAAAGCCUCUGAGGGUAGGUGUAAUGCUUAUUGUUUCACGGCGCGAAAGUUGUUGAGUCAUAUGGAUAAAUGUGAAUCAUCUAAAUGCUCACAUCCACGAUGCUACCCCUCUAAGAUAUUGAUUCGUCACUACAAGACUUGUGCGAAUUCAACAUGCCCUGUUUGUGUUCCUGUAAAAAAUUAUCUACAGGCUCAGAUGGCACGAGCCUGUCAAAACUCUGCUUCUGUUUUGCCAUUGUCUGAUUGUGGAUCUGCUAAAACAAAUGAUGCUGGAGACAUUUCAGUUAGAAUGACUUCUACAACUGUGUCAAAUGAUACUUCCGUAGGCAUACAACCUUUACAAAAACGCAUGAAGAUAGAGCAGUCUUCUCAGUUUGUUAUUGCUGAAAGUGAAGGUUCUGUGUUAUCAGGUUCUAUUGCUGAACCUCACAUAUCUCAGGAUAUCCAGCACCAAGAUUACCAACAUGUUAACCAGCGUAUGCCAAUUAAACCUCAGCCUAUGGAAGUGAAGACUAUAUCUCAGGAUAUCCAGCACCAAGAUUAUAAACAAGUUAGCCACUGUAUGCCAGUUAAACCUCAGCUUAUGGAAGUCAAGACUGAAGUCCCCACGAGUUGUACUAAAGAUAUUCCAGUUAUUAUUGAGUUGAAGAAUUCUGUAGAUGACAUUAGCAAACAGAAGACUGAUGAUGAGGGUGUUACAAUUGAUGAUUUUGGUGGUCUUCCUAAGCAAGGAAAUGCUAAGAUCGAAAGGGAGCCUGAAUCCAUUAAACAAGAAAAUGUGGCACAGUCUUCCGAAACUACAGCUGGAACUAAGUCUGGGAAACCAACAAUAAAGGGGGUAUCACUGACUGAACUGUUCACCCCUGAGCAAGUACGGGAGCAUAUUACAGGUCUCAGACGAUGGGUUGGCCAGAGUAAAGCAAAGGCUGAAAGGAAUCAAGCAAUGGAGCACUCAAUGAGUGAGAACUCCUGUCAGUUAUGUGCAGUUGAGAAACUUACUUUUGAACCACCACCUAUAUACUGCAGUCCUUGUGGUGCUCGCAUUAAGCGAAAUGCAUUGUACUACACAAUGGGAGCUGGUGAUACGCGCCACUACUUUUGUAUUCAUUGCCAUAAUGAGGCUCGUGGAGAUAGCAUUGUUGUUGACGGAACUGCCAUUCCUAAGGCAAGGCUUGAGAAGAAGAAGAACGAUGAGGAGAUUGAAGAAUGGUGGGUUCAAUGUGACAUGUGUGAGGCCUGGCAACAUCAAAUUUGUGCUUUAUUCAAUGGUAGAAGGAAUGAUGGUGGACAAGCUGAAUAUACAUGCCCCAAUUGCUAUAUUGCUGAGGUUGAAAGAGGUGAGCGGAAGCCCCUACCUCAAAGUGCUGUCCUUGGGGCCAAAGAUUUGCCAAGAACAAUUCUUAGUGACCAAAUAGAGCAGCGAUUAUUCAGGAGACUGAAACAGGAAAGACAAGAAAGAGCAAGGGUUCAAGGAAAAAGUUAUGACGAGGUGCCGGGGGCUGAGGCACUUGUAAUUAGAGUUGUUUCAUCAGUUGACAAAAAGCUGGAAGUGAAGCAGAGGUUUCUUGAAAUCUUCCAGGAACAGAAUUAUCCACAUGAAUUUCCCUAUAAAUCAAAGGUUAUUUUAUUGUUUCAGAAGAUAGAAGGGGUAGAAGUAUGCUUAUUUGGUAUGUAUGUUCAAGAAUUUGGAGCAGAAUGUGCAUUUCCAAAUCAGCGCCGUGUUUAUCUGUCAUACCUAGAUUCAGUCAAGUAUUUCCGGCCUGAGGUUAAAGCAGUUACUGGAGAGGCUCUCCGUACAUUUGUUUACCAUGAAAUUCUUAUUGGAUACCUUGAAUAUUGCAAGAUGCGUGGCUUUACAAGUUGCUAUAUAUGGGCUUGCCCUCCUCUUAAGGGGGAAGAUUAUAUCUUAUAUUGCCAUCCGGAAAUUCAGAAAACACCUAAAUCAGAUAAACUGCGAGAAUGGUACUUAGCAAUGUUAAGGAAGGCUUCCAAGGAAAACAUUGUAGUUGAUCUUACUAAUUUAUACGAUCACUUCUUUACAACUACUGGUGAAUGUAAGACGAAAGUGACGGCUGCUAGGCUGCCAUAUUUUGAUGGUGAUUACUGGCCUGGGGCUGCCGAAGAUCUAAUUAACCAGCUUCGUCAGGAAGAAGAUGGCAGAAAGCUGAACAAAAAAACAACAUUCAAAAAGAUUAUAUCAAAAAGGGCUUUAAAAGCAGCAUCGGGUCAGUCUGAUCUCUCUGCUAAUGAAACUAAGGAUCUCCUGCUGAUGCAUAAGUUAGGUGAGACCAUUUCCCCAAUGAAGGAGGAUUUUAUCAUGGUCCACUUGCAGCACUGUUGCACUCAUUGUUGUAUCCUAAUGGUAUCUGGAAACCGCUGGGUCUGCAACCAGUGCAAGAAAUUUCAGAUUUGUGAUAAGUGCCACGAAGCAGAAAUGAAACGUGAAGAAAGAGAGAGACAUCCCACACAUCUGAGGGAAAAACAUGUUCUUUAUCCCAUUGAAAUAACCGAUGUACCUACUGAUACGAAGGAUAAAGAUGAAAUUCUCGAGAGUGAAUUCUUUGAUACUAGGCAGGCCUUUUUGAGUCUGUGUCAAGGGAACCAUUAUCAAUAUGAUACCCUAAGAAGGGCUAAACAUUCCUCUAUGAUGGUACUCUACCAUCUUCACAAUCCAACUGCUCCUGCAUUUGUCACUACAUGUAAUGUAUGUCAUCUGGACAUUGAAACCGGCCAAGGUUGGCGCUGCGAAGUUUGCCCUGAUUAUGAUGUGUGCAAUGCCUGUUACCAAAAGGAUGGGGGCAUUGAUCAUCCUCAUAAGUUAACAAACCAUCCAUCCAUUGCGGAGCGUGAUGCACAAAAUAAAGAGGCUAGGCAACUACGGGUUCUUCAGCUGAGGAAAAUGCUUGACCUUUUGGUGCAUGCAUCACAAUGUCGUUCAUCACAUUGCCAAUACCCAAAUUGUCGGAAAGUGAAGGGUCUCUUCCGCCAUGGAAUUCAAUGCAGAAUCCGUGCUUCUGGUGGCUGUGUACUAUGCAAAAAAAUGUGGUAUUUGCUGCAACUUCAUGCUAGAGCAUGUAAAGAAUCUCAAUGCCACGUACCACGUUGCAGGGACCUAAAGGAACAUUUAAGGAGGCUUCAACAACAAUCUGAUUCUCGGCGCAGGGCUGCUGUGAUGGAGAUGAUGAGACAGAGAGCUGCAGAGGUUGCUGAUAAUUCUGGGUAAAACUAAAGUGUUUUAACAUACAUUUUGGUGCUUUGAUGAAAAAUGCUCCGUUAUAUAGCGACAUGGAUAAAGUUGUCCACUGCUUGGAACUAGACAGUGACGAAAAGAAAUCGCCAAUCUAGAGUGUCAGAAGGGGUUGUGCAUACAUUAAUAAAAACGGAAUGAUAAGGGAACAAUACUUUCAUUCGUAAACCAUGACUGAAUCCCCUAUGAAGAAGGUUAAUGUGGUUUCAAUAUCUACCUGCAACUGCUGUCAACUCUUCCGUUUGGAUGACUUCGAAUACCGAUGUGUUCUGCCUUUGGUGGGAGUGUACUAUAAUCUAUUUAAUCUGUCAAAAUUGCUUUCUUACAGAGGAAUGUGGGAGGUUAGUUCAAAAUCUUUUAAGUUUUCCCUCGAUUCUUUUUGUUCUCUUUCUAUGUUUUCCCCCUUUAGAACAUUGACCCUCCCUCCCCUUUUUGUAGUAUGGUCAUUUAAUUAAAAAAUGGAACAAUAAGUAGAAAUAGAGAUGAAAUUGCAUCCAUUCAUUCUUAAUAAAUACUAUGAAAUUAUUAUGUAUGUGUGUGUGUAUAUAUAUAUUAUAUAUGUUUCAACUGAGGAUGUGUUUUGUAGU
Messenger RNA from Hibiscus syriacus, 6316 nucleotides. RefSeq names its product histone acetyltransferase HAC1-like. The record is from RefSeq and is a predicted model, not a curated record. Gene Ontology annotation, cellular component: histone acetyltransferase complex; transcription regulator complex. Gene Ontology annotation, biological process: positive regulation of transcription by RNA polymerase II. Gene Ontology annotation, molecular function: chromatin DNA binding; transcription coactivator activity; histone acetyltransferase activity. Lineage: Eukaryota; Viridiplantae; Streptophyta; Magnoliopsida; Malvales; Malvaceae.